This is a messenger RNA of Hemicordylus capensis (graceful crag lizard), 6694 nucleotides long. RefSeq names its product spermatogenesis associated 5 like 1 (gene AFG2B). The record is from RefSeq and is a predicted model, not a curated record. The coding region runs from base 455 to 2707 and encodes 750 amino acids. The transcript has 14 exons. Lineage: Eukaryota; Metazoa; Chordata; Lepidosauria; Squamata; Cordylidae. Gene Ontology annotation, molecular function: ATP binding; ATP hydrolysis activity.
UGCAGAGAAGCACGUUGGGUUUUUCCCCUGGCUGCUUGCAAGGAAGGAGACAAUUUAGCUUCAUGUUCCUGCUGCUUGGAUGAUAUUUGGAUAAGUUUGAGUGGGUCUUGGGGGGGGAAACACCAUGACGGGAAGGGACUUGGGAGAUGUAGCGGGGAGAAAGGUUGAUAAAUGUGGUUAGAAACCAAUUUGAGAACUGUUGAUCACAGUGGCUGAGUUGUAUGUGCUUUGGAAUAUCUGCUAUUCUGUGCCCGGUUUCCUUUCAGUCGGUCUUCUUGAUCUUUCUGCCUUUGAGAUUUCUUUGGGGGGCGUAUUUCCUUUGGAAAACAGGGCACUCUGCUUUCUCCUCAUGGACUUGCUGGCUGAGUUGAGCAGAAGUUAAAUUUCUAAUGAGAAAGGAAAACGCUCAUCCAUAGGACUCGUACACCCUGUGCCUCCAUGACCAGUUCUGAAGAUGGCUCUGUUACAGCUCCUCCUCCAGGAUCCAAAAGAUGAAGGCACACAGAGGUGCAGACUGGGCCCUGCCACUUUCUCCUCACUGGGUGCCACGCUGGGCUCCCCAAUUAAGAUUGUUCUGCCUGCUGGCAGCUGCUUGUGCACUGCCUGGCCCAGGCAUGACUUGGCUGAUGGAUACUUGCAGCUUGAUCUCAAAUGUAGAACCCGAGAGGUAAGGGCCAACCAACUAUGCAAUCUUACUGUAAGAGUUGAUGACUUGAAGCUCCUGGCAUGCCACAAGCUAAGAAAAGUGACAGUCAAAGUGGUCCUUAAAAACCGCACCCUGAAAAAAUCCAUGCCAGAAGCCGUUUUGCAGGAAGUGGUCAAAGAGCUACUAAAAAGUGCUUGUGUUUCCCUUCAUCAUGUUGUUUCGUUCACCUCCGUUCUGUGUAACCCAGUGGCGUGUGUUGAAAUAUUGUCCAUGGACCCAGCCACAGAAGAAGCUGGCUUGGUCACCUUCAAAACCACUAUAACCAUUCAAGAGGUAGUCACACUGGACUGGUAUAACCAUUUGAUAGAUGAUAGUGCAAGUAUUCUGGUGGCUGGAAUGGAAGACAUCAGCAACUCCUUGAAAGAGAUUGUUGACCUAUCUUUACGCUUUCCAAAAACCUUCCAGAAGCUAGGCCUUUCUGUCCCCAGAGGAGUGCUUUUGGUGGGGCCUCCAGGCGUGGGCAAGACUCUUCUGGUAAAAGCCAUCGCCAGGGAAGUAGGUGCGUGCUUGCUUUGCAUCAAUGGCCCUGUUAUAUACGGUUCGAGACCUGGCGAAAGUGAGGAGAACUUGCGACGAGUGUUUGAAGAAGCAAGAGAGAUGGCCAGUGAAGGACCAACAGUUCUCUUCAUUGAUGAGAUCGAUUCAUUGUGCCCUAAGCGAGGAGGUUCAAGUAACACUCCUGAAAAUCGGCUGGUGGCUCAGUUGUUAACUCUUCUAGAUGACAUUGAUAGAGAAAACAAAAUGGUGAUCAUAGCGGCGACCAACAGACCUGAUGCCCUAGACUCUGCACUGAGGCGGCCAGGAAGAAUUGACCGUGAGGUUAUCAUUGGGACGCCAACCCUGAAGCAGAGGAGAUCAAUUCUGCAGCUGAUUACUGCUAACAUGCCCACGUCGGGUGACAUUAAUUUGCUUGAGCUUGCAGAAAUAACAACUGGCUAUGUUGGGGCUGACCUUACUGCACUCUGCAGGGAGGCUGCUCUGCAGGCUGUGUUUCGCGUCCGUUCGCAUUCAAUUAACACAAUUACCAUGUCAGAUUUCUACAAAGCUGCAAAAAAGAUCCAACCCUCCUCUUUUCGAAGUGGAGUUGGGCUGACGGACUUCAAGCCUGUCUCCUGGGAUCACAUUGGUGGCCUUGAAGAUGUAAAAUUGAAAUUAAAACAGAGCAUUGAGUGGCCUAUAAAAUACCCAGAGGCUUUUGUUAGGAUGGGCCUGGCCCGUCCAAAAGGUAUCCUUUUGUAUGGACCAUCUGGCUGUGCCAAAACUACACUUGUGAAAGCAGCAGCCACAAGCUGCCACUGCUCCUUUCUGUCUGUGAGUGGAGCUGACCUCUUCUCACCUUACGUUGGUGAUUCAGAGAAGAUUUUGUCUCAGGUAUUUCGCCAAGCAAGAGCCAAUACUCCGGCAAUAGUGUUCCUGGAUGAAAUCGAUUCUAUCCUGGGAUCCCGAUCAAUCAGUAAAACCAGCCAUGGUGUCCAGGAGAGAGUUCUUUCUGUCCUUCUCAAUGAAUUGGAUGGCGUUGGGCUCAAGUUAACUGAGAGAAGAGGAAAUAAAGCAGCGCUGGAAAGCGAAGGUCAAGAACAAACUGAAAAUGAUAAAGAGCUGGAACUUCAGGAGGUUUUUAACAAAGAUGUUGUUGUCGUUGCUGCAACAAAUAGACCAGACAUGUUGGAUGAUGCGUUGUUGCGUCCUGGGCGGUUAGACAAGAUGAUAUAUGUUCCACCUCCUGAUCAGAAGGAAAAGCUUUCUGUUCUGAAGAUCUGCACAGAGAAAAUUCCAAUAGAUUCUGAUGUGUCCUUAGAGGCUAUAGCAGCUGAAGCUAAUCUCUUCUCUGGAGCUGAUCUUGAAAAUCUCUGUAAGGAGGCUGCUUUGUUGGCAUUACAAGAGAAUAGAAUUGAAGCAACAACCGUGAAACACAAACAUUUUCUAAAAUCACUAGAGACCGUAAAACCAUCAUUAACCCACAAAGAGUUGAACUUCUAUGAAAAGUUGUUUAGAAACUAGAAAUUAUCCUUGUAAUACACAUUCAUGUAACAAACUCUAGUGAUUAAUUCUAGAGGUCUGUAAAGUAAGGGGAGAACAACAAAGACGACACAAGAUGUAUCAAGGAGUUCUGUCCAGACUACAGUGGAAUUUGGAUCUGUGCUUCAGGAAGUGGUUUCUUGGUGACAUCAUGGGUGCCAGCCAAUCAGCACUAUAUACAACUGAUUUUUGCUACAGUCUAAACGGAACCAAUUUCCUUUGGUCCUGGAGUGAAGAAGACAUCUGCUCAAAACUGUGUGAAUGCAUUUCUAUAGUGGCUCCACUCUUGUUCUUAGACAUACACUCAAUAUUUCAAGAUGCAAUAACAAUUGUGCCUUAGAAUGGUUAAUCAUGGAGCAGACUAGAGGGGAGGUGAUCCUGGACAUAAUUCUGAGUGGUAGCUAGGAGCUGAUGCAAGAUAUAAGUGCAGUUAACACACUUAGGAACAAUGGCCACAGUGAUAUCAAAUUCAGGAGAUAUAUAAAUGGACAGUUGCCCAGAAAGUCCCAUCAGUCACAUUGAAUUUUCAAAGAGAAAACUUAAGAUGAAGGGGUUUGUUAAAAGGAAUUUGAAAAGCAGAGCCAAAAGACUUGUGAUGCUUAGAGGCUAUUAAAAGUGCUAUAAUUGAAGCUUAGAUAAAAUGUGUGCUACAAAUUAGGAAGGAUUCUACUGAAGCCAAGAGGAUGCCAGCGUGGCUAGCAAAGAAGCUACAAAAGGCAAGUCUUCUUAAAAGUGGAAGUCUUAGCCAAAUGUGGAAAACAUUCUGACAACACAAAUGUGAGUUGACCAAGGCAAGCAAACACAAAUGGGAAGAGCAUAUUGCUAAAAACAUUAAACAAAUACACACUUAUUUAAAUAUAGUAGAAGCAGGAAGGCAGUCGUCAGAGAAGACAGGUGUGAAAGGAUUGCUGAAGGCAGACAGGGAUAUCACACAGAAGCUACAUUAAUUCUUUGGUUGUGGAUGACCAAAUGUUGGACACAUCCUCCAUGCCUGAACUGCUUUAUUUAGGGAAGGCAUCUGAAGAACAAAACCAAAUGAAGAGAGAUCAAGUUUUAUGACCUGUCAGAUUACAAAUUAUCAGGACAUAAACCAGAGGGAGUUCAUAAUGGGUUCAAAUGUGAAAAUGUUGAUCUUCUAAUAAAGAUGCAGCCUUCUCUGAAGUUGACUUCCCCCGUAGAGGAUUGGAUGGUAGCUUAUGUGGCAUCAAUUUUUAAAAUGGGACUUCAGAACAGAUGGUCUUGUUGGCCUAACUUCUGAGCCAGUUAAUUGCUGGAUAGUAGGAUUAAAGCUAAAAUUGUUGGGUUUUUUAAGAUAGAAAACAAGCCCCAUUAAAGGAGGUUCAGCAUGACAUCUGAAAAGGGAAGUCUGGCCCCACCAGCCUUUUGGAACUUUCAGAGCUAAGAUGUGGUAAUCUGGUGUUUGUUUUUGUUUAAAUGACAAAGUCCUUCAUAAAAGUAAACCUCCUCAGUAAACCUGCAUGCCGUUCCUCUUAUGGAUCAGCAACUGGUUAAAUUACAGGAAGAGAUGAAGAGAAAAUGGAUAGUUUUUGCAUUGUAAAAUGGAAGGGUCCCCCAGUGGACUCUGUCUAGAUCAGUGUUGUUUAAAUUAUCCAUAAAUGCUUUGGAGUCAGGAUCAAGAAGUGAGGUAGCUAAAUUGGCAGAUGACAGAUUAUUCAGGAUGCUGAAAACAACCUGGUUGCUAAAAUAACCUGGUUUCCCCUGCAAACUUGGCAAAGAGGCACCUUUUAACGUGGUGAUUCUCUUUAUUUAGCAGGGGGAAAGUAACUGGCCCUGUUCACCCCCAGCACAGUACCUCCACUGACUGCUGCUGGUGUCUAUCUUGUUUUCUUUUAGAUUGUGAACCCUUUGGGUACAGGGAGCCAUCUUAUUUAUUAAUUAUCUGUGUAAACCACUCUGAGCCAUUUUUGGAAGGGUGGUAUAGAAACUGAAUAAUAAUCAAACAGACAAACAUCUGCCACACAAUACACCAGAUAUAACUGUAGUCGAGAAGAAAGAAAAACAAGUUAAAAUAAUUGACAUAGCAAUACCAGGGGAUAGCAGAAUAGAAGAAAAAGAAAUAGAAAAAAUAACAAAAUACAAUGAUCUACAAAUUGAAAUUGAAAGGCUGUGGCAGAAAAAGACCCAAAUAAUCCCGGUGGUAAUUGGCGCCCUGGGUGCAGUUCCAAAAGACCUUGAAGAGCACCUCAACACCAGAGGGACCACAGAAAUCACCAUCAGCCAAUUACAAAAAGCAACUUUACUGGGAACAGCCUAUAUUUUGCGACAAUAUCUAUAAUAACCAACAGUAUUGAUGAUAAAAUUCAGCCAUCCCAGGUCCUUGGGAAGGACUCUAUGUUUGGAUAAAACAAACCAGCCAAUAACACCUGUCUGACUGUGUAAACAAUAAUAAAAGCUCUAAACUAUGUGAAUGGGCAACAAAAUGGCAAAUGAGAUUCAAUAUAAGCAAUUUUUAAAAUCCUAGCUUUCUUUAUGUUUUUGUCCUACUUUUCAGCCAAAAAAUUGAUGUGCAGCUCACAGGAAUUAAACAAUGUGAACCAAAUUUCUGCUGUGGAGAGGUGCCUCCCUUCCCUCCCAUUUUGGUCCAAACUACAUGUCAUGUUAAAUGAAUGAUUUGUUUAAUUCCUUUAUUGUAAAUCAGAGCUAUAGGAGGGAGUGACUGGAACUACACUGGGAGAUGCAACUCUUUCCUCUCAUGAUGCAGUCCCCAAAAAAUCCCCUCAGCGCCAAAGCCCUUUGCCUCAGGACAGGGGGGUGGGGGGAAGGGUUUUUUUAAAAACACACAGCCCCAAUGCUGAUUGGAAGUUAACAAAAUAAAAAGUUAACAUUACAAUUUAAAUUUAUUUUAAUAUUUUAAAACCAUGUCAAAACUAUUAAAACAAUAUUUUGUUAAAUAUUUUAUACAAAAACAAUAUUUAAUACUGUUUUUAUAGUUUUGAUUUUAACAAUUGAUUUUAAUUGGUUUUAUUUUGAUGUAAACCUGAGCCGCCUUUUUGGGGGUGGGAGGAAGGGUGGUAUAUAAAUCAAAUAAAUAAAAAUAAUUAAAAGCCUGGGUGAACAGAGGCAUCGUUAAAAACUUUUAAAAAGUUGUCAGAGAUGGGGAGGCUCUUAUUAAUACAAGCAAGUUUUGGAUGGCCAUGCAGAAACAGGUUUCUAUCCUUUCCAUUUUCAAAUCCCAAAGUGGCCUCCAAAACAAGAUACAGUACUACAAAAUCACAAUUAGGAUAUAGAAGAUACCAUCAAAACAAGCAAACAGCAGCAGAAAAGCAGUUAAGGCUACUCACAGGUCUGCACCUGCUGUUGCCAUAGAGAACAUGGGAGUCUUUCGGCUGAUGAUGAAGAAGAAAGAACUUAUUCCUCUGGUUGCAUUUGUGAGCUUGGCCGGCUUUGGGGCUACCUUUGCUUUAUAUAAUGCCACAAAGAAAAGUGACGUGAUUUUUAACAAGACUGGCAACCCAGAACCAUGGGAAAAUGUGAAUCCUACCGAGCCUCAGAAGCUUGUGUCAAUCAACCAGAAAUGGAAGCCCAUUGAAGAGCUGGAGAAUAUCCGAAAAGUUAUGAAGUGAUCUGUUGUCAACUCCUCCAAACAACACUCUAUGAAUCUAGUGGAAUCAUUUCUGCACAAACUAGAUUAUCGAAACCAGUGUGCGGAAAUGCUUCUGCUACAUUUUUAGGGUCUCCCUCCAAGUUUUUGUACUCUGGGUGAGGACGUUGCUGUUUGCUUCCAAUGUUGCCCCACACCCAUCUGCACAGUCCAGACCUAAAGAGAUGGCUUCACUCUCAGCCACCAUGUUUGCUUUGAAGCACCACUUUUAGCACUUCAUAGACCAGCAGGAUGUAAAAGCCUUAAUCCAUCUGUGACCUUUCAAAAGAGUUGAAUUAUUUUUGUCCAAAACAGGACUGUAAUGUAUGUUGUUAUAUUUUUCAAUAAACUUAUGGUGUAAAUUGAAA